Anarrhichthys ocellatus (wolf-eel) is the source of this 3307-nucleotide messenger RNA. It is a transcript of the gene prkaa2, whose product is annotated as protein kinase, AMP-activated, alpha 2 catalytic subunit. The transcript is spliced from 10 exons. NCBI's taxonomy places the organism in Eukaryota, Metazoa, Chordata, Actinopteri, Perciformes, Anarhichadidae. Gene Ontology annotation, cellular component: cytoplasm. The record is from RefSeq and is a predicted model, not a curated record. Gene Ontology annotation, biological process: intracellular signal transduction; protein phosphorylation. Gene Ontology annotation, molecular function: ATP binding; protein serine/threonine kinase activity. The coding region runs from base 112 to 1785 and encodes 557 amino acids.
UGUGACAGAAGUGUAGUGCCCCGCCCCUCCGUGCGCUCCCGUAGGCAGACACCCACACACGCACACACACACACACACACACUGAGCCCAGCCGUCGGUUAACGGAGGAAGAUGGCAGAGCGGCAACAACCGAAACACGAAGGCAGGGUGAAGAUCGGCCACUACAUCCUCGGCGACACGCUCGGAGUGGGAACCUUCGGGAAAGUGAAGAUCGGUGAGCAUCAGCUGACGGGCCAUAAAGUGGCGGUGAAGAUCCUGAACAGACAGAGGAUCCGCAGCCUCGAUGUCGUCGGGAAGAUCAAACGAGAGAUCCAGAACCUCAAACUGUUCAGACACCCGCACAUCAUCAAGCUGUACCAGGUGAUCAGCACGCCCACAGAUUUCUUCAUGGUGAUGGAGUACGUGUCUGGAGGUGAGCUGUUUGACUACAUCUGCAAACAUGGACGGGUGGAGGACACGGAAGCCCGCCGUCUUUUCCAGCAGAUAAUCUCGGCCGUGGACUACUGCCACAGGCACAUGGUGGUCCACAGAGACCUGAAGCCUGAGAACGUCCUGCUGGAUGCCAACAAGAACGCCAAGAUAGCCGACUUCGGUCUGUCCAACAUGAUGUCAGAUGGGGAGUUCCUACGGACGAGCUGUGGCUCACCAAACUAUGCUGCUCCAGAGGUCAUCUCAGGAAGGCUCUAUGCCGGCCCAGAGGUGGACAUCUGGAGCUCGGGGGUGAUCCUGUACGCCCUGCUGUGCGGCACUCUGCCCUUCGACGACGAACAUGUCCUGACGCUGUUCAAGAAGAUCAGAGGAGGGGUCUUCUACAUGCCGGAGUACCUGACUCGCCCCGUGGCCUCGCUGCUCACGCUCAUGCUGCAGGUGGACCCUCUAAAGAGAGCCACCAUCAAAGACAUCAGGGAACACGAGUGGUUCAAGCAGGACCUGCCGGGCUACAUGUUCCCAGAGGACCCCUCAUACGACUCCUCGGUCCUGGACGAGGAGGCCGUGAGGGAAGUGUGUGAGAAGUUUGAAUGCACCGAGUCAGAGUUUGUGUCCAGCCUCUACAGCGGGGAUCCACAGGAUCAGCUGGCAGUGGCCUAUCACCUUAUAAUAGACAACCGGCGCAUCAUGACCGAGGCCAGCGAGUUCUACCUGGCCUCCAGUCCUCCGCAGUGCUCCUUCAUAGAGGAGGGCAUGCCGCUGCCCCCCGGGGUCAAACCCCACCCGGAGAGGAUGCCUCCGCUGCUGGUCGACAGCCCCAAGUCUCGCUGUCCUCUGGACGCGCUCAACACCACGCGGCCCAAACCGCUGGCGGUGAAGAAGGCCAAGUGGCACCUCGGGAUCCGGAGUCAGAGCCGACCCUACGACAUCAUGGCCGAGGUGUACAGAGCGAUGAGACAACUCAGCUACGACUGGAAGGUGGUGAACCCGUAUCACCUGCGAGUGCGGAGGAAGAAUCCGGUGACGGGAAACUUGGUGAAGAUGAGCCUGCAGCUGUACCAGGUGGACAGCAGAUCCUACCUGCUGGACUUCAAGAGCAUCGACGAUGACAUCAUUGAGGCGGUGGGCUUUAAAUCGGGUUCGUCCACUCCUCAGAGGUCGGGCUCCACAGCCGGCCUCCACAGACCCAGACUGAGCAUCGACUCGGCGAGCCCGGCCGUCGACGUGCCCCAGCUCAGCUCCUCCCUCCCGGGGUCCCUGUCCGGCAGCGCCCCGCUGCUCACCCCCCGUCAGGGAUCACACACCAUGGACUUCUUUGAAAUGUGCGCCAGUCUGAUCACCACACUGGCACGCUGAGACCUGAAGACCCCGAACCUUCGCUGGAACCUGGAUGUCCUGGGAGGGGGGGUUUAAAAGCCAGAUCUGGGAUAAAGGGAGUGCAGACGUUCGGAGUGACUUCCUCUCUCUGUCUCCUCUCCAAAGCCUGUCACCUCACCUUAAGGAGACAGAGAGAGGAAUCCUUUUUUUUUUUUUAAUUUAAAAAAUGUUCUUAUUCGGUCACAGUUCUUGAGUCUAGAGUUAUGGAAUUCUUAUGAAAACUGAUCCUGGGACUGUAAUCUGUGAACCAGCGAGGUGAGAGGAAGUCACGGUUCACCGUCACUCCUCCCACAAAUACCCUCAAUCUAUUAUCUGCUGAAAUGCCAUCACCCGCCAUCAUACCUAAUGGUGGGGGACCCUGCUGAGUUCCCCCAGACACUGAUCAGAGGUCAGUUUUGCCUCUUGUCUUAUAUUUUGAUGAAGGCACCGGUUGUUAAAAUCGACACUAAAUCCGUAUUCUGAGGGAACGUCAACACAUGAACAAUUGAUAUUAUAUGGUUUGUAAAGAAACCGCUUUUGUUAUCCAUGUAUAUUAUAUUUAUACUACAAUCAUAGAGCGCUAUACCAAAUAUCUUUAUACACCAGAAAGAAGAUGAUUAUUAUUUAGAUAUCAGAUCCAUAUUUAUUUUUCAGAGACUGUUUUCUAGAACCUGUAGUUAAAUAUUAUUUGAGCACCGCAUCGACGUAGAGCUUUAAAUAGAUGGUAGAAGAUGAAUGAGCCCAGAGGCAGCAGGAUAGCACUCAGUGGACUGUGUCAGUGUAUUUAAAGGAUACUUGCACAACAUGCAUAUCUCUGCUAAUGAUUCUGCUAAUGAUCAUAAAUACGCAACACACACAAUCCUUACUAGUCCUUAAGAAAUGACAAGUUGAGCAGCUGCUAACAUGCUGCUCCCUCACGCAUGUACAGAAUGUCAUUGAAAGCCUGUAAUAUCCGAUGUCUGUCCUUCUGUCACAGACAGAAGCCAUGUGCUGUUUGAAGUGGAAUUUUUUAGGGUUACAAUUAUUAACGUUAUUAUAUAUUUUCAAGCCUUUUAAAAUGAGAAAGAUGUGCAUCAGAAAUGACAGCCCAAUAUGAGGUCUUAAAUUGUAUUUUAUCGUUUUCUCUGAGAAAAUGUUAAUUUUCAACUGAUGCCACCAAUCAUGUUAGCAGCAAUAACCUUAAUGAGUGUGUACGUGAUGGGUAGAUAACGAGGCGAUGAUGAUAAUCGAGAAGAGAGGAAGAUGUGCUUGCUAAGGUAACACAUCUAAUAAAUUGGAAUCGAUACAGAGAAGAUUAGCAUGGCCCCUGCGAAAGGAUGACACGCAAAUUCGUGAAGCGUUUCCACAUUUAAAAAAAAAAAAAAAAAAAGACAGAUCCAUGUGAGAUGGUGUGCAUCAGCCGCAGGGACAGAACAAAGACACAGAAACCUUUCUCCAGUCGCCUUAAAGAACGCAACACAGCAGCGCUGUGCACGUGUUUAUGGAGAGAGAGAGAGAGAGAGAGAGAGAGAGAGAGAGAGAG